AGAGACUCCUCCAAUUUUUAUGUCAUCGGCCGGAUCACAAGUCGCCCGCCGCCGGAUUGAAUGACGUAAUCGAAAUCGAAGUUUCUAAGCGUUAUUUAGUGUUGUCAAGAAUGUGCCUUUCUUAUAAUUUGCAAAAGACGAGGAAGGAUAAGUCUCAACUUUGCUCGCUAUUUCUGCAAAAUGCAGAGGUUAAUAGGAAGGACCUGCAUUUUGGUAUUAAUAAUUACGGUUGUGUUUCUGAACGUGAUACAUUGGAUUAAAUUGUCGGAAAUUGACCAAGGUAACGACAGUGUGUCAAGAACACUGAGUCCAGAAUACAUGAGGAUAUUGAAGAAAAUUUCGAGUUUUCGCGUUCAACCACACCUCUCAAAGCAUGACCUGAUCAAAAUUGCAAUGGAUUAUGAGUCUCCGAUGAAGAAAGACGUUCAAACCCGUGUCCAGCAUAUCACGAGUGAGAUCCCCAGAGCUAAGGCUUUGACUCAACAAACAUCAACAUCAAGUACAAUUCAGCAGCCAAAGAAAGAGCAUUGUCUGCCAUUUAAUGAUCGCCUGCACCCACUUUGCCAAGAGAAAUUUCAGGAAAUUAAGAAAAGCUUGGCAACGAAAUGCUACAAGGAGGUCCAUAAAUUGGAUGGUUCGAACUGCUCGAUCCUUUCGUAUCUACAAGAGAUUGAGCCAUUUUGUGGAAAAAGUCAAACAAAAAAAGAGAAUUUGCCGUCAAAUGGAGAUGAUUCGAAGAGAAACAUUCGCACCGAUCUUCAAGGAUUUCUAACCCUUUUGAAGCACAAAGAUUUUCAUUGGAUGAGGAAAAGAGCAACAGCCCUUUGGUCAGACUGGGUGGAUGCUGCGCAGAGGCUUGAUAGUGAUGGAAGAUAUAAAUCAUAUCGUCGUAAAAGAAUCUUGAUUUAUCCUGGCGCCCUUUCAAUACAGAGAUGGUUAUUAGAAAGGGCGGGAAGUGGAACUUUUUUGGGCGAAUUGGUUCAAUGGACUGAUACAAUUGCUAGUGCCUAUGUACUUGGUCACGAUAUCACUGUUGUACUGGAAAACAAGAACACCAGAAAGUUUUUGAAGCCAAACGAUAAUGGCUGUGCUUCGAAGAACACGACUGGUUUCCCAGCUUUUGAUCUUAUCUUCACUGAUAUUUUGGGAGAAAAUGAUUUGAGGAUACAGCAGCUUGGGCCAGCUGCCUUUACGAGAUACAGAUGCAAAGUACGAGUGCUAGAUUCCUUUGGAACAGAUGCAGAGUUCAAUUACAAAGAGUAUCACAAAGACGUGCUAGGAGGGCGCGGUCCCUGGGGGAACUUAAACCUUCUUCUUCCGCAGUUCUUUACUUACUUCCCACACAGCCCGGAUAACACAUUCCUUGGCUUUGCAUCCGGCAGCGGAAAACUGGAAAACAAAACGAUCAAAAAGGACCAAGCUGUUAUUUAUGGGAAAAUUACUUCUUAUUUGCAGGACAAAUUAUGGUACAUAGAUAUCAUUAAAGAGUUUUUCGAAGUCCAUGCAACGAUGGCAGGGAAUGCAAAUAUCCCAUCUCACGUGAAGAACCAUGGAGUGUUAAGCUACACUGAUCUGAUGAAACUACUCAAAGAAUCUAAGGUGUUCGUUGGACUUGGCUUUCCUUAUGAGGGGCCUGCCCCGCUAGAGGCUAUUGCAUCUGGAGCGGUUUUCUUGAACCCUAAGUUUACAGUGCCGAAAAAUAAAAUCAACGAGCCCUUUUUUGGAGGGAAGCCGAAUGCAAGAAAGAUCACGUCACAAAAUCAGUACAUGGAAGAUUUUGUUAACGAGCCACAUUCACACACAUUGAAUAUAUCAAAUAAAAACGAACUCAGAUCUGUAUUAAAGAAAAUUAAAGAAUAUAAGAGCUUUACACCGUACCUGCCAAUGGAAUUUACAAAUAAGGGCAUGCUUGAAAGAUUAGCUGCACUCAUAGAGCAUCAGGAUCUUUGUAACCUUGAUGCCCCACGCUGGCCACCACUGCAAAGUCUAUAUACCUUCUUAGCCGAACCUGGAGUUUCUUGUAAAGAUGAAUGUCAUAGACGAGGUUUGAUUUGCGAAUGGUCAUUCUUCCAUGAUAUCAACAACAAAGCAACUUUUAAAAGAUUUGGAGUCAAGUGCAAUGAGUUGAGAUCAAUAAGAAGCUUAGAGUCGCCUUCGUUCCAUCGUGCAAAUGGCACUUGUUUUAUUCAAGAACAUUAUAUGUACUUUAGCUGUGUUGCCUACGACACUACAUUGCAGAGACUUUGUCCUUGCAGAACCUUCAUUCCAGAACAGUCGGCUUUGUGUCAAGGGUGUUUAUAGAGCCAGGAUUAAAUAAGCCAGUAAUGUUAGUAUCAGAUGGGCGACAAUUCGAAUAUUUGAAACAAUAAGUGACAUUCGCUGUAAGAUUUUCAUAGAAUUAAUAUAGUUUUGGGUAAAAAUAGUUCUAGGCGAAUGUAGUCACUCUUGUGGGCACCGCGCGGUCAUUUAAUCUUAGCUGGGGCUAAAAAUUUUUUUUUCAUCUCAUUUCAAAAAUCUUUAUACACGAAUUCUCUAUCAGCUAUAAUACAAAUAUAAAUAAACUACUUCUAUUACAAUUACUUCUUUAAUAUAUAUAAAAUAAAGAUGUUGCUGUUCUACCCAGGGAUCGUGUUUUGUUUUGAGAAUUUAUUAACUUUGUAGGAAUCCCUUCAAGUUUCUUUUAAACAUGGAAAUUGUGGGGCUCAUUCUGAUGUUUCUUGGAAUCUCAUUCCAUGUUUUAGCCCCAGAAUGAAAGAAACUUCCCUUUGAGAAUUCCAAAUUUUGCCUUGGGAUGUCAAUAUCAAGCUGAUUCCUUGUCGAAUACCUGGAUAUCUCUGAUCUGGUAAUAAAUUUAUCUUUAAGGCUGUCAGGGCAAAGACCAUUCAUCAUUUUGUACGUCAUUAUGGCCCUGUCAUAUUUAAUUAGAUUCGAAACUGAAAGUCAUUUACAAAUCCACCCGUCCUCAAAUUUAGCACUUUCAAUUAAUGUUUGAGUCCUGUCUUGAAGACGCUGAAGAUGUUCAAGCUUUGUAGCGGACAGACUUCCCCAUAAUUCAUCACCGUAUCUUAGAUGGCUCUCGAAAAGUGCCCUGUACUUAAAUAUUAGUCUCCCCUUACUUUGCAAAGAGUAGCAGUCCUUUCUUGUUCAUUUUCUUGGUGUUUUAUGUUGCGUAAUGAUAAAUUGUAUUUUCUAACUUGGUUAACUUGGUGUUUAAUUAUUCUCAAGAUAAUUAUAUCCAUUUUCA
This is a messenger RNA of Rhopilema esculentum, 3244 nucleotides long. The record is from RefSeq and is a predicted model, not a curated record. NCBI's taxonomy places the organism in Eukaryota, Metazoa, Cnidaria, Scyphozoa, Rhizostomeae, Rhizostomatidae.